AGUACAUGGCAUACAUCAAUGAAAAUAUAAUAAAAUUAUAAAUGGAAACUAAUGAUUAAGAAUCGCCCAGAAGAGUUGUAUCUCAUACGAUACUUUCAAUUGUUUUGAUUAUAACUGAAUCACAAUUCAUUCAACAGUUUGACAAGGUACCAUAAUGUUUAAUAUAACUCACGCGCCUAAUGUUAUUAACAUAAUUCCUCGUAUAGUAUGAAAUUUACAAAAGAAUAUUUCUUCACGUGCGUAAUAAAGACAGUUUCUAAGGUAUUUCAUCGUUUAUGACGAGAAUUUCGAACAUUUAACCAGUGAGCAAACAAUGUCUGCGUGGGAUUAUUAUUUAAAGGCUAAUCAUCGAGUUGACUAGAGAUCGCUGUUAUUAUCAGAAUGCAUAAAUUAUACACCGAUGUACAAUCAUACCACAACAAUGUACCUACUGAAAAGAAAUAACAUUGUGGUUUACAAACAUAAUGUCGACGCAUUGACGAUCAGGCGCGCAACAGGAAGCGGUGUCAGUCGGCGAAACGUUUUUCCAAAGAAAGCACUCCUCCGUAUUCUAAUAGUGAAGUUGAACUCUUCAGAGGUGGUCAUGUCAUUUAGAAACUAACCGUUUUUAGGUCGCUCAUUAACAUGCCGUGGUUAUUUUUAACUGUGUUGUUGAGUGUCGCGACUACUGGUCUAUCGAUAAACAGGCCCGUGUAUAAAAUUGUACUCAAACAGAAAGGAUAUGCUCAGUUCAUUCAAUAUGACAUCGAGACGCCCCCUCUUAGGGAGUUCACGUUUUGCACUUGGAUACGUAUUUACGACUUGAGCGGGGACCAGAGCAUAUUUACAUAUGUGGCGAAUGGCAACAACCGUGUCGUAAGACUGUGGCUUGACUCGGGAGGGAAGAACAUAAACGUUUCGAUAAACGGAAAAGUUUCGUCGAGUUCAGCUGUGGAGAUUACGAAGGAUGUGUGGCGGCACGUGUGUCUGUCCUACCAGUCCGACUUCGGAGCGUGGGCACUUUAUGUGGACUCCCGCCUCGUCUCCUGCCAAGCAUCGCAGAGCCUCCAAGGAUUUAUUCUGCCAGGUGGCGGCAGCGUCAUUAUCGGGUACGGCACAGCGGACGCCGGUGGUCAAAAUGGCUUGGAAGGUGAAAUAUUUGGGGCUAACAUGAUCCUUACAUCAACAAUUGAAAGAAAUUACACUAUCAAGAACGAUCCACUUUACGGCCAGAAAAGGUUCCGUAAGAACCAAAUGAAAAACGGUGACCAUCAUAUGAAUUAUAUCAUUCUAAGUGAUUUACAAACCGGUGAACUGAAGAACAAUUUCGAAACGACUGCGUCGCCAGUUGCUAAUGCUACUAAAAGUUUUAUCAAGUUUAAGACUCCACAUAGCUUUAUUGAACAUGUUGUUGGCUACGAUUUUUCGUCAAAGAAGCCUACUUUAUUGGAAGAGAAAGAUUAUUUGGGAUUAUCUAUGACGGAAAAAAACCAGCCAGCGGAUGGUCUGAAUUUUUGGAAUAUAAAUAAAAACGAACAUUCCGGUAAAUAUAAUGUUCCUUUCAAAAAUAAAAGCCAGACACAAGGGGUCGAAUCAUCAACCCCGCUGAUGUUAUCUGAAUAUGAGACCCCACCACCUCUACCGGCAUUUUCAUAUUUAGACAAAACGUUAGAUAUAGAAAGUUCACCACCGGAGCCGUAUAAAUUUGCUGCCGGUACUGAACCUGGCAAGUCUCGAAAAUCUAGUAAAAAACACGUAGAAACUAUAUCCGAGGUUGAAACGCCUCCGCCUGUAGACAAGAAUACUAAAGUUUACGGCCAAUGGACGAGCUCAAAAUUUGCAGGUAGCGUUCUUAAUUAUCUGAAAAAUAUUCAAUUUCGUACAAGGGAACAAAAGAAAGUACCACAAACAAUCCCGCUAACAAAAAUAUCAGACAGUUUUCCUUAUUCCUCUGACUUUAAAGUGGUUAAAGUACGGCCAGCGUUACAAUUUCAACGACGCAAUUUAGUAGAAAAACAGUUUGAAACCAGUAAACGAAGUCCUCAAAUAAACGUCCAAAUCCUUGAAGAAGAUAUAAGAAACAAUAUUUUGAAAACGCAUGCUCAAACUCAGCCUAAACAUGUUGAAAUAACAAGCAGGGGAGUGAGGAACAAAAAACAAGAACGACGAUUUUAUAGAAACGUCGAGAGUCAAGACACAAACGAGAGCUUUGAAAGUACUGAAUCUAUUCAUACUUCUAAUUAUGAAUUGCCCAAAAAGAGAAAACCAAAUACCGCCGAUAUUACUUUGCAAACCAAUAAUUUGUUGUCUAUUCUACCUUUUUUGAAGUCGCUAGAAUAUUUUGUGGAAAAUUCGCAACGCCAAGACAUGACGAAACCAGAGAAGGAACCAGAUAUGUAUACGAAAAGUCUGUCUACUGCUAACAAAUGGCACAAUGUUAAAUCUUAUAGUAAUGAUUACACACCACGAGAGAUAAAACUUGACACUGAAGACGGACAGAGUGCUAUAGAAGAUAAGAUAGCUCAGGUAAACAAAAGGCAUCCAACUAUCCGUCUAAACUAUAAACAUGACAACCAAAAAUUAUUUCCUUACAAAGAAGACAAAUCAAUAUUGAAAGGCCGCGAGUUAGCUAUGGAAGUGUCAAAUCAAUCGGAUUAUAACAGGGACUCAAUAUCAAUUUUAAAAUAUAAUCAUGGAUUCUUGCCGGGUCACACCAAGAAGACUAAGGUCACUGACAAAUUCUCCGGGUCACAAAGAUCAAAAGAUAGGAAGAUUGAAAGACAAAGCGACUUUAAUAAGAAUGUGAAAAUUGGGAAUGCAUUAAAUGAAAGACACAUAAUUGGUAUAAACGAGGAGCAGAAUAAAAAAAGUUUUGUCGGUGGACUGGACAUCAUACCGGAUAUUAAUAAAUAUAGAUCUGACGCGGAUAGUGAAGGUACGGACACAACGAUCCCAGGAUCGCUGGGUCCCAGGAUAUGCAGGAAUCUUGAGUUAUACGAUCGAGUACUGUACGUUCAGUCAGAUGAGAGCAUCGACAUGACACACAUUCUGUCCCCGGUGAGAGUAAAGAACAUCGGCAUAGAGUUUAUUGUACAGAAUUAUAAAAAAUGCUCGCUGGAGGAGUCUGACUUACAAAAUAACGCGAUGCUGUUUAUAGACUGGAGCAAGACACCAGUCAGACUAUUUGGAGGUUCUUAUCCGAAAAAGACGACUGACCUAUGCGGGUUCUUCUAAAAUCAUGCAAAAUUUUGGUGUAUAUUUAUAUAUUACGUUUUGUAUUACUAAGGCUGUAUCUGAAAUAAAAUUACAAAAGUAUUGUCUUUAAUUUUAAAGA
Molecule: messenger RNA, 3313 nt
Organism: Trichoplusia ni (cabbage looper)
Lineage: Eukaryota; Metazoa; Arthropoda; Insecta; Lepidoptera; Noctuidae
Exons: 6
Coding region: 625-3213 (862 amino acids)
Source: RefSeq, a predicted model, not a curated record